Messenger RNA from Moneuplotes crassus, 1297 nucleotides. Lineage: Eukaryota; Ciliophora; Spirotrichea; Euplotida; Euplotidae. The record is from the annotation of a GenBank genome assembly.
UUAGGAUUUCAUUUUCAUUUAUGGAAAUUACUGAGGAUUUUUACCAGCAAUGAAGACUUGCCAAAUUCAAGAGAUUGAUUCAGAAGUCCUUAACCAGAAAGGACUCGGGUGAUUUGGAGAUGAAUUCAUUCAUAUUCCAGUUGAUGACUCUGAUGUAAAGAAAGGAACUCUUCCUCAAGAUCACCAAGAAGAACCAGAUUCUGACAAGGAUUCGGACAUGAGUGAUGGGGAGGAAGCUAUCCAUGGAGACAGAAGGAAAAAUAUAGAAACAAUUAUAAGCUACAUGGUCGACAAGGAUGAUGCUCCUUGGAUACAACAAGAGCAUAAACCUCUUGAUCCAUUUGUCCGAUUUCAUAAUGAAAUCAUUGAUUAUUACAAAUAUUAUGGCCCUACAGAAGAAAGAGAUCAAUUAGGUAGAGAAUUUUUUGAAAAAGUGUAUGAUCUUAUCAAAAAAUAUAACAAGAAAUUUGCUAUUGAGAUCUACGGGUCAUGGGCUCUUGGAUAUUACUCAAUAUUAUCGAAAAUGGAUGUUACAGUCCUCCUGCCAGAAAACCCUAAUAGGAAGAAGAAUGCAAUCAACCAGCAUCUGAUCGAUGUUAAAGGAGAAGAAGAUAAGUAUAUCAAAGAGCAAAUCGCCAAUAUUUAUGAAUUCCUCAUCGAAUCUAACAUUUUUGAAGAAAUUGAAUUGAAGAACGUAGAAACUUAUCCCAAACUGAAGAUCACUGAUAAAAAGUCUAAACUUGUGAUGGAAAUUGUGUUUAACCAGUGUAAAGUCAUAGAGACCAAAUAUCAGAUAAAGAAGUUCAUAGUGUAUUUCCCAGGAGCCAAGUUUCUCAUGCUCAUACUUAAGGAACUCUUAAGGUCAAGAGAUCUGCACAAGCUCGAGACAGGAGGUUUGCCUCAAUAUUAUCUCUUGCUACUGAUUAUAAAUUAUUUCCAGGAUGUGUUCAAAGAGCCAGGCAAUGAAGAAAUGCUUCUUUCCGAUCAUUUAUUGAAUUUUCUCGAUCUUUAUGGAAACAAGUUUAACUACAAGCUUUUAGGAAUUUCCUUAAGAGCAGGAGGAUGUUACUUUCCUAGGGAAGAUAAGGGCUGGACAGAUCCUCCAGAAGAAAGCCCAUUCCAUGUUGCCCUAGCUUUAGAAGAUCCAAUGAACCCUGUUGAAAACCUUGGUGCAAAAGUAACAAAUAUGAAGCAAGUCCAAAUUUGUUUUGCAUAUGCAUAUGAAGCUAUAAGAUGGAAUUCAGGUAAAAGAGAUAGCUUCUUAAAAUGAUUCUUAUUGAAAAAUCCUUCAAAGUAA